UUUAUAUUUUUUAAAAUCUAAAACACUCUUAAUAUGCAGCUCUCAGUAUACUCAAGGGUUGAACUAAUAAUAAUAAUAAAAAUAAAUCAUUUAUCUAUAAGAGGUCAUUAAACAAAACAAAUAAACAAACAUAGAUUUAGCUUAUUUAAAAAAACAAAAAAUUUUAUCAAAUGAUAAGUCAUUUAAGUGUUGCAGUAUUUAUUUGUACAUUAUAUACAAGAGAUUCAAAUUGCCAAUUAAUAGAUGAGAUAAGUUAUAAAAAUAAUAUGACUGGAAUACUUUCAGUGGCUUAUGUCACUGUGCCGACAGUAGAAGUUGCUCAAAAAUUGGCUCAUGGAAUAGUAAAAAGUAAAUUGGCAGCCUGUGUAAAUAUAAUACCCCAACUGACAUCAGUUUAUGAGUGGAAAAAUGAAAUUAAAGAAGAUAAGGAAUUAUUGCUGAUGAUAAAAACAAGAACAGAAACUGUUAAUGCUCUUACUGAGUACGUUAAAAAAAAUCAUCCGUACGAAGUAUGUGAAGUAAUAUCAUUACCUAUUCAAAAUGGAAAUCAGCAGUAUUUAGACUGGAUAAGUGACAUUGUUCCAGCAGCUUCAAGUCAACCAAAAAAAUAGAUAUGUCAGUCCUAGCAUCUGACAUAUUUCCUAAAAUUAAACUUUCUGUAUAUAACAUAUAAACAGUCCCAUGUGCAGUUUUAUGAAAGAGUAAAACAAUUGCACUAAACUGAUAAGCAAUCAAAAAGAAUUAUUGAAUAAAUUAUUGAAAUUAUUAAAAUACA
Molecule: messenger RNA, 775 nt
Organism: Leptopilina boulardi
Lineage: Eukaryota; Metazoa; Arthropoda; Insecta; Hymenoptera; Figitidae
Gene: CUTA
Product: protein CutA homolog
Exons: 6
Coding region: 171-611 (146 amino acids)
Biological process (GO): response to metal ion
Molecular function (GO): copper ion binding
Source: RefSeq, a predicted model, not a curated record